AGUUAAUGUUUCUGUUUGCUAUUUAAAUAUGUCUGUGUAGGCUUAGUAGGUUAACUCGGGUUUACGACUGUGUCAAAGUCCAGGGUUGGCUCACAGCUUGUUGAGGGGGUCUGCUGCUGCGCUGCUGCUGCGCUGCAAACAAGGAGCCAUUAUUUUUGCAGCCGUCACAGCUCAGAGACGCACAACGGCACCGACACGCUUUGUUUGGGCUUGUGACAGUGCAGAAAACAGACGCUUUGCACGGUCAAAAUGUUGAGGAAAUCUCUCGUAAACAUCGGACUGGGAGUGAACCGGCAGCAGCGUAAAGGGAUCCAGAAAGUAACCUCCGGAUUCAACUAUGGAGAGACGCCGCGCCGCGACGCAGCGACCUCCACCAGCAGCAGCAGCACCUUGAUGGGUGACAACAAAGUGAAAACCAUGGCUGAAUUAGGGGGACCGAGUUUCCUCAACAGCCUGUACUGGCUUUUUGUCAAGGGAUAUUUCCAAACGACGCAGCAGUUGCAAAUCGAGCACUGCAAGAUCUACGGCCCGUUGUGGAAGUCUAAAUACGGCCCCUUGGUGGUGGUGAACGUGGCCAGUGCCGAGCUGAUAGAGCAGGUGCUGAGGCAGGAGGGGAGACACCCGGUCCGGACCGACAUGCCCCACUGGAGGGACUACAGGGAGCUGAGGAACCAGGCCCACGGACCCCUGACAGAGAUGGGAGCCAACUGGCAGCGCAUCCGCAGCAUCUUGAACCCUCGGAUGUUGAAGCCCAAACAUGUGUCGUCGUACGCCAACACCAUCAACGAGGUGGUGACGGACUUCAUCCAGAGAGUGGCCUGGCUGAGGGAUAGAAGCGGACAGGGAGUUCUGGUCAAUGACCUGACUGGAGAACUCUACAAAUUUGCUUUUGAAGGGAUCUGUUCGGUGUUGUUUGAGACCCGUAUGGGCUGCAUAAACGAGGACGUGCCGGAGGAAACCCAGAAGUUCAUCGUCUCCGUGGGGGAAAUGUUCCGACUCUCCCCGGUCAUCGUCCUCUUCCCUCGGUUCAUGUGGCCUUACCUGCCGUUCUGGAAGAAGUUUGUUGCGACCUGGGAUCAUCUCUUCAAAGUCGCUGAAGAUUUGGUGAAGAAGAAAAUGGAGGAGAUCCAGGAGAACGUGCAGCUGGACCGGAACGUUGAGGGAGCGUAUCUCACACAUCUGCUGCUCAGCGACCAGAUGACGGUGACGGAGAUCCUGGGCAGCAUCACCGAACUCCUGCUGGCAGGAGUCGACACGGUGAGCGUUCCCAGACGUCGUACAGUUACAGAAGUAAACGGUGUGUUUAGUCUCAGGAAUACAUGCACAAGGG
Stegastes partitus (bicolor damselfish) is the source of this 1330-nucleotide messenger RNA. RefSeq names its product cytochrome P450 family 27 subfamily A member 3 (gene cyp27a3). The annotation marks the transcript as partial. Gene Ontology annotation, molecular function: monooxygenase activity; oxidoreductase activity, acting on paired donors, with incorporation or reduction of molecular oxygen; heme binding. Lineage: Eukaryota; Metazoa; Chordata; Actinopteri; Pomacentridae. Gene Ontology annotation, biological process: cortisol metabolic process; glucocorticoid biosynthetic process; cellular response to peptide hormone stimulus. The record is from RefSeq and is a predicted model, not a curated record. Gene Ontology annotation, cellular component: mitochondrial inner membrane. The transcript has 5 exons.